AAGAUUUUGGUCACCAUGUUGGAUCAACUGUCCAUCUCAGUUGCUGUGCGACCAAUAAUUUAAAUAUGCCUGCGGCACCGGAGGGUCGUGGACCCUAAGUGUACAGUUUCACUCGGGUGGCUUCCUCUUCCUCAGCAGGGCCCACCUACAUGAACGGAAGAGCGACUGUUUGGAAGAGGAGACACGGACACCUAGCUAGCUCCGCGCUGUCAGGUUGAAUCCUGUAUUAUUUUUUCUUUUUUGUUGCUCCUGGCAGCAGUAUAGUUUGUCCCGCAUUCAAAGGAUUGAAGUUUUCCUCACAUUUAUAUUUAUUCUCAGUGGAUGUGUGCUUACGAUCACAGAGAACAGAGGGUCGUGUGCUAAACACAAGGCUGUCGAUGGGGGAAUUAAGUAGCCUACCAGCCGUCUGUGAGGAUUUCGCUUCUCAUGUUUUGAGUCAUGGUCGAAGCUUCGUCACUCUGUCAGAAUGAUGGGGGUUUCUCUGCAGGCGUGCGGCUCAGUGGAUCGCUGUAGUAAUAUGUGAGUGCGGUGGACGGCCGAGGCCUGGGCCUGCCUGCCUGCCUGCCUGCCUGUCUGUCUGCCUGCCUGCACUGUUGUUUUGUGGUGUGGGCUGGGAUACACCGCCUGUACCGGAUCAGCAGCGUUAAUUACGGCUCGGAGAUUACCCCUGUUUACGGAGUAGCUGUCUGGCCUGCUUACAUCUGAAGGAGGAUUCAGGUGGGAAUAAUAGAUGCGAUUUCCAAGUCGUGUGGAACCCCAGAGGUGGGAAGAGCAACGGUGCUGGACCAGGGCGUGUGGCAAACUUACACACUUUUCAAAGAUGAAUGCUCAGCUUUCCAUGUGACAUGCUGUAGAUCACACUGUUCUGUCAAGUCGGGGAAACUGAAUUUCAUCAGGAGGGAGGGGGGCGCCAUCUCUGUCAUGAGAGACAUCUAGGGUGCUGACUUUUUUAUUCAUUCAGGGGGGAGCGGGUUACUUUUUUUGUUGUUGAAAGAAUGGUUAUGGUUUGUCAUUGUAACAGUGGCACUCUUUAAGGGCUGUACAGACUGUAGACCUGGGCAAUCAUUGCUGUACAUGCUCAUAAUAUGCUUCCCGUCAUUAGCCUCAGGCUACAGCAGUUUAAUUGUGUACAAGCAAGACACAUAAUUUAGAGUAAGUGGGUUAGAGUCGCGAUGACAAAGGGGCACAUCAGAAUGGUUUCUCUCUCGACAUAUUCAAAAUAGCUGGUGUUGGAUCAUUAAAACCCCAAUCUGUUUUCUGUAUGUUUUAUUAAGUUUCUUUAGCCAUAGCCAGUGUUGCGGUCUGGUAGCCAUUAUCAUCAGUUUCAAAGGUUCUGAAAGCAGGCAUUUCAGCAUUGUUGAAUGGCUCUGUGUGACACAGCUGCUUCAAAUGUUACAAAAAUGAUGGCCGCUUACAACGGUGGCUCCUCAGCAGUGGCUGCCCAUCAUCCGCAUCACCACCACCAGCUCCAGCACCUUCCGCCUCCCCACAUGCACCACCACCACCACCACGCGGGCCAGCAUCACUUGCAGCACCCAGGCUCCGCCGCCGCUGUGCACACGGUCCAGCAACACACCUCCACAGCUGCCGCUGCGGCGGUGAUGCUGAACCCCGGCCAGCAGCAACCAUACUUCCCCUCUCCUGCCCCUGCACAAGCUCCUGGGCCGGCGGCAGCGGCGGCUCCCGCCCAGGUUCAAGCCGCCGCUGUCAAAGCUCACCACCAUCAUCACCACCAUCAGCAGCAACACACGCACCACCUCCAACAGCAGCUGGAUAUAGAGCCUGACAGGCCCAUUGGCUAUGGAGCGUUUGGGGUUGUCUGGUCAGUGACAGACCCCAGGGAUGGAAAGCGCGUUGCUCUGAAAAAGAUGCCCAAUGUCUUCCAAAACCUUGUUUCUUGCAAGAGGGUAUUUCGGGAGCUGAAGAUGCUAUGCUUCUUCAAACAUGAAAAUGUGCUGUCUGCUCUGGACAUACUACAACCUCCACACAUUGACUACUUUGAAGAAAUCUAUGUGGUGACUGAACUGAUGCAAAGUGACCUCCAUAAGAUCAUCGUAUCACCACAGCCUCUGAGCUCAGACCACGCCAAAGUUUUUCUUUAUCAGAUUUUAAGAGGACUUAAAUACCUUCACUCUGCUGGAAUUCUACACCGAGACAUCAAACCCGGCAACCUCCUGGUCAACAGCAACUGUGUGCUUAAGAUCUGUGAUUUUGGCCUGGCCCGUGUAGAGGAGUCAGAUGAGUCACGGCACAUGACUCAGGAAGUGGUGACACAGUACUAUCGAGCGCCAGAAAUCCUCAUGGGUAGUCGCCAUUAUUCCAACUCCAUUGAUAUCUGGUCUGUGGGUUGCAUCUUUGCUGAGCUGCUGGGGCGACGCAUCCUCUUCCAAGCCCAAAGUCCCAUUCAGCAGCUGGAUUUAAUCACAGACCUGUUGGGGACUCCUUCGAUGGAGGCAAUGAGGACAGCAUGUGAAGGUGCUCGUGCACACAUUCUUAGAGGACCUCACAAACAGCCAUCUCUUCCUGUUCUGUACACACUGUCUAGCCAAGCAACCCAUGAAGCAGUGCAUCUUCUCUGCAGGAUGCUAGUGUUUGAUCCGUCAAAGAGGAUUUCAGCAAAGGAUGCCCUGGCUCACCCUUACCUGGAUGAAGGUCGACUCCGGUACCACACAUGCAUGUGCAAAUGCUGCUUCACCACAUCUUCUGGCCGUGUUUACACCAGCGACUUUGAGCCCAUCACUAACCCCAAAUUCGAUGAUGGCUUUGAAAAGAAUCUCAGCUCUGUGAGACAAGUCAAAGAGAUCAUCCAUCAGUUCAUUUUGGAACAGCAAAAGGGGAGUCGAGUACCACUCUGCAUUAACCCUCAAUCAGCUGCUUUUAAAAGUUUCAUCAGUUCCACAGUGGCUCAGCCCUCUGAAAUGCCUCCAUCUCCGCUGGUGUGGGAAUAGCUGCUGCUGCUGUGUUUGUCAUCAUCUUUCCCAACUGACAAGCUGCUAAACUGGGAACAAGAAACGUCUCAACAUCUUCUUUCAUCUGCGUAGCAUUUCACUGGAGAGCAGGACUCACAGGUCUGCUGUGUUUAUGCUGAAAUAUGGAACAAAUGAAGAGAGAUCUACUGAUAUUUGCUUUAUCGGAAGUAUUCGAGGGUUUGGUAUGCAAAAGAGUGAGACACUCUUUGGUCUGUAGACCAAAUGUGAAUGUUUUAAACAAACCCAUCUGAUUACUUACAGGUAGAUAAGAUUUAACAAAUAUACAAUGAAGUAUGUUUGUUUUGCUUUAUACAUUGGUACAUAUUCUUAAAUGAAUAUGUGUAUUCCAAUCACAAACUGAUCGAUUCCCCAUACAAUUAUACUCUCUUAUGUAAUUUUACCCACAUUCACCUCCACAGUGGUUAAUUAAUUAACCUUGCUUCUUAUUCAGACAAUCUUUUAUAACUGAGUUGGUAUUCCUCAUGUUUAUUAAGAAUAUGACUUUUGGCACAUUAAUAUUUUAAUGCUUUGAAAAGAAGUUGUUAGAAAUUAGUUGUUUAUCCACCUGUGCCCCUACCCCCACCCCCUCCACAUUUGGUUUUUACUCAUCUAACACUUAAUUUGCCAAAGAUCAGGGGCCUCAUGUAUAAAUGAUGCAUAAAUAUUAAGAUUGUGUGCAGAUUCGAAAGGUUUGGGAUUAAUGACAUACUUCUUUUUCUUUUUUAUAGUUACUCAUUUGACACGGCAGUGCUCAUUGAUCGACAGAAACAUUUGCUCUAGCUCAUUUAGUAACAGGCUAAAGAGUAGCUGUUAUUCCUAACCAGUUCUUAAAAAACCCUAAAAUUGAAGUCAAAUUAUUUAUCAUUGGUAAAUGCUUAAUCAUGUAACAGGAUGAACAAUCAUAUCAGAUCACAUUUUGAAGCAUUGGCAUGUUUUAAACAAAUUAGUUUAUAUGAUAUUUUUUUGAAGUUAAAACUGUUUCUACCGGCUCCAAGUGACCUCACUUGAAGGCUGAGUGAACAUCGUGCUAUCACAACCUCAUGAGGCUCAGUCACACUGCAUCCAGGUUGUCUGUCUAACAGUUCAUGUGUCUAUUGCUACAACACUAGCUGUAAAAAAAUGUUGGAUGCACCCCCCUCUAAUUUUGGCGUCAAAAAGCUGAACAGUGAAACGAUCUGACAGCCACUUUGUUACUUCAGUGUUAUCAAACACUUAACACUCUAGUCGGUGUAACUUUAAAAGGAGGUAACAUACCCGUCAGCUUCUUUUACAGUUGUCUUGCUCUUUGCAGGCAAAAUUAAUUGGCACAACUUUAAACAGGAGCAACAGUAUCAAGUACAUUCAUGUCAUGCAUAAUCUUACUUAUUUUCUCUGUUUCAUAGUUUAUCAACUUUUCACAGCAUCCUUCCAUUUAGAACAAACUUUUAAUUUCAUUUCACAGCUUCAGUCAUUUUCUUCUACACUCAUUACAAGGCACUUUUGUCUGGUGUCAGGACAAAAUAUUGCAGAAGUGAACUAAAUAAAUUACAAUUAAAUUUUACAUUUCCACAUCAGACCUUUACGCUGUUCACGGUUAUUGUCAAAGACGAUGCACAAUCCAGAAAUGUAAAACAUAUAUGAAGAGUUUAUUUGCAAAAACAGAUAACUCCAUUUUAGAAAUUUUCAGAAACAAUAUUUUGUUAUUGUUUACUUGAAAUAAUAAUAAUUAUAACCUUAAUAAUUUAUUUUUUCUCUAUUUUGUCAUGCAUUUUUCUACUGAGUCAAAUCCACUCAGCUUCAGUUUGAUUGAUAUUACAGGAUGUACCAAAAAAAACUUGACACUUGAGGGUUUCGUUGCAAUUAUUAACAAAAAUUCAUCAAAAGUUUUAUUUUAUUGAGUUAACGUACAACAAUGUUUAAAGUAAUGUAAAAUCAAUCUAGUGUUCAAUAUUUCCACCCUUUGCUCUUAUCACAGCCUCUACACGACGUCAGAAGGCGAGGCAGGUUUUCUUAAUAUAGUCCGAUGUCAUUUUCUGCCACGUCCUUUUUACUGAGGCCUUCAAAGCUUGAACUGAGGCAUGUGAAGUGCUGCAGGCCUCCUUCUCAACCGUUGCCCACACACUGUAAUCCAAUGGGUUGAGAUCUGGACUCUGUGGGGGCCACAUCUCCUUCGGCCAGUAUGCUGCCAGGUUUGCUUUCAACCACGCCUGGGUCUUCUUUGAAGUGUGUGCUGGAGCUCCAUCCUGUUGAAAGACGUAGUUUCCAUCAGGGUAGUGUGCCUCUACCCAUGGCUUGACCUGGGAACUCAAAAUAUCCAGGUACGCUUCAGUGUUAACCUUUACUCCAGCUGAUAUGAACACAGGAGGCAUCUUCUGACCGUCAGAUGC
This is a messenger RNA of Acanthochromis polyacanthus (spiny chromis), 5335 nucleotides long. RefSeq names its product nemo-like kinase, type 2 (gene nlk2). The coding region runs from base 1362 to 2948 and encodes 528 amino acids. Gene Ontology annotation, cellular component: nucleus; cytoplasm. The record is from RefSeq and is a predicted model, not a curated record. Lineage: Eukaryota; Metazoa; Chordata; Actinopteri; Pomacentridae. Gene Ontology annotation, molecular function: MAP kinase activity; ATP binding. Gene Ontology annotation, biological process: intracellular signal transduction; protein phosphorylation. The transcript has 11 exons.